Molecule: messenger RNA, 1101 nt
Organism: Xiphias gladius (swordfish)
Lineage: Eukaryota; Metazoa; Chordata; Actinopteri; Istiophoriformes; Xiphiidae
Product: myelin and lymphocyte protein-like
Exons: 4
Coding region: 1-459 (152 amino acids)
Biological process (GO): myelination
Cellular component (GO): membrane
Molecular function (GO): structural constituent of myelin sheath
Source: RefSeq, a predicted model, not a curated record
AUGGCCUCCAACACUGCCACCAUGGGGAACCUCCCCAGCGGGAUCGGAAUAUGCACGACCAUCCCCGACAUCCUCUACCUGCCCGAGCUGAUCUUCGGUGGCCUGGUGUGGAUCCUGGUGGCGUGCACGCUGGUGGUGCCCCAGAACCCUCAGGGCUGGGUCAUGUUCGUCUCCGUCUUCUGCUUCAUCAUGACCUUCAUCUGGAUGGUGGUGUUCGCCUGUGGGGGGCAUCACAACAAAGGCAGCUGGGCUGCAGCAGACUUUGCGUAUCACGGCAUCGCUGCCUUCUUCUACCUCAGUGCGUCAGUGGCUUUGGCCAAAGUGACCCUGGAGAUGAAGGAUGGACCCGAGUUCCAAAACUACCAGCUGGACAUCUCUGCAGUGGUCUUCUCGUACGUGGCGACUUUCCUCUACUUCAUCCACACCAUCCUGUCUGCCAUCCGAUGGAAGUCUUUCUAGAGGUUCCCUCCCGGCAGAGCCUCGUGGGCGGCGCCGGGGCGGAACUGAGAUCUGUUCGUCCUCAAAGCUCGUACAUAAAGCCGUGGCGCGCCGACACGAGGGGAGGGCUGCCGGGCUGUGGCGCGUCUGAUUUUCUCUCUGGCGGGGGAAGGAAACCGCGGAGCAACACCCGGGGCACCGCAGCGGAGCGAUUUCAGAGAUCUGAAGCGACGAACGACACCCGAGCGGCUUCGCUCUCCCGCAGAAGACUUCCAGGCAACAAACCUACAGACCACAGUGUCACUGCUUACGUUACCCACAGCAACUGUUUCUAACGAAGCUGUCAAUGCUGACGUGGAUGUGAUGGACAGGACAAGAGAACGUGUCCACCUGUUCUCAGGUAUAAUCCAGUUUGUUCAAGCUCAUAAACAAGCGUCUAGACUAAGGACCUUCAAAUAACGUAGACUGUUAUCAUUAAAUUCACUAAGAGUGUGAAUUAUACUGUAGUUAAAGUAGUUGAAGAAGUGCUGAGAUCCCCCACAGGAGUGAAAGUACCAAUACCACAACGGAAAAAUACUCAAUCACGAGCAGAAGUCCCGCAUUUAAAUUCCUACUAAAGUAAAAGUGCAUUAUUAUGGGCAAAUUGUACUUUGUCAGCAUUUU